This is a messenger RNA of Labrus mixtus (cuckoo wrasse), 1444 nucleotides long. RefSeq lists its product as uncharacterized. The record is from RefSeq and is a predicted model, not a curated record. Lineage: Eukaryota; Metazoa; Chordata; Actinopteri; Labriformes; Labridae. The coding region runs from base 466 to 1269 and encodes 267 amino acids. The transcript is spliced from 11 exons.
GUCCAGUGUGUCGAUGACCCUACUGGUUUGACUGGAGUCGUGGUGUUUGGAGAGAGAACAUAUCCAUUACCUAAUGUUCAACCAAUAAAACCUGAGGAGUCAUCUACUCCGGUCCAGUGUGUCGAUGACCCUACUGGUUUGACUGGAGUCGUGGUGUUUGGAGAGAGAACAUAUCCAUUACCUAAUGUUCAACCAAUAAAACCUGAGGAGUCAUCUACUCCGGUCCAGUGUGUCGAUGACCCUACUGGUUUGACUGGAGUCGUGGUGUUUGGAGAGAGAACAUAUCCAUUACCUAAUCCUCUGAUUGGGAACAAUCAGCAGAAUCAUGUGGACAACUCACCCAACGUGGGAGGAGUGUUGGAGCAGCAGAGACCCUUAGAGGAGGUUCUUCACCAGGGAGAACACUCCCAUAGUGACACCACCAACAGAGGACCACAGACCAGAUGGAGUCUGAAUCAUCUAUUGAUGGCUGCUGUGACCCUGAUGGUGAUCCUGAUGGUGAUCCUGAUGGCCUCCAGAACAGCUCCAUGGCAACUCGUCACAGAUUCCUUAAGAGUGUGGAGUCUGAAUCAUCCAUUGAUGGCUGCUGGGAUCCUGAUGGUGAUCCUGAUGGUGAUCCUGAUGGUGAUCCUGAUGGCGAUCCUGAUGGUGAUCCUGUGGGAGAUGAUCCUAAAUGCUAUCAUGGGGGCGAUCUGGAGGGAGAUUCUGAGGUGGAGUGUGAAUCAUCCAUUGAUGGCUGCUGGGAUCCUGAUGGUGAUCCUGAUGGUGAUCCUGAGGGCCAUGAUCCAGAGAGCGAUCAUCCAGAGGGAGAUGAUCCUGAAGGCGAUCCUGAUGGAGACCCUGAAGGGGAUCCUAAAUGCGAUCAUGGGGUUGAUCUGGAGGGCGAUCCUGAGGGGGAUCCGGAGGGGGAUCCGGAGGGUGACCCCGAUGAUGAUCCUGAUGGUGAUCCUGAUGGCCUCCAGAACAGCUCCAUGGCAACUCGUCACAGAUUCCUUAAGAGUGUGGAGUCUGAAUCAUCCAUUGAUGGCUGCUGGGAUCCUGAUGGUGAUCCUGAUGGUGAUCCUGAUGGUGAUCCUGAUGGCGAUCCGGAUGGCCAUGAUCCUGAGGGUCAUGAUCCUGAGGGCCAUGAUCCUGAUGGCGAUGAUCCAGAGGGAGAUGAUCCUGAAGUGGAUCCUGAAUGCGAUCAUGGGAUUGAUCAUGGGGGAGAUCUGGAGGGAGAUCUUGAGGGUGAUGAUGAUUGAUGAUGAUGAAGAUGAUGAUGGUGAUUAGGCUUAUUAUUAUUAUUUAUUGAUUUUAGAUGAUAGACAAGUCCAGUACAAAAUGUAUUUUUAACUUAACAACCUGUAUUUGUGAAGUGUUUGUGCCUGUGGAUGACUCAUCUUCAUCUACCUUGGUCACUAAUAUCAUUGACCCUGUAAUGACAAUAAAACCAUCAUAAAACAGA